CGGAGGCGAAUAAGCAGCGCACAGUAACAAGCUGUGAAAGGUUAUCUCGUAGUGACAGGGUGGAACACAACAUGCAGAACCUGGUGGUGCAGUCACUUGCCAUGAGGCAGCUGGGGAGGCUGAACCCACGCCACCUGCUGGCUGCUGAAUAUGGACUGAGGCAGAGUCGAUGGUGUCCCAGGAGCAUCCACACGCGCCAGCUGUGGGGCUGCUCGUCAUUCCCCACGUUUGGCUGUCACAGGCCGACCUCCCACAGCAGAGACUCUGUCAGGAGUUGGUCCGUUCAUCAUCUGAGAUCCAAAAGCACGAAGAAGAAAGAAACUGCUCCGACAGCACAGGUGGAGGAAGAAGAUGAGGAUGAGGAAGACCCAGAGGACAACGAUAAUGAUGAUGAGGUGGAUAUGGACCCAGAUCAACCAAAGGAAUAUAAAGAUAUGGAAAAGUAUGUGAAGUCUUUCCGGUACGAUGGCAUCAUGAAGGCUGGCCUGGACAUGGCAAAUAAAAAGAUUGAAGAUGCCUUCUACAGCAAUAAACUCCGGCUAAACGGGCAGAAACUCAUCAAAAAAAGUAAAAUGGUGAAAGCUGGGGACACGUUAGACAUGGUCCUGUCGGAGAACCAAGCAGGAGACACUGUCACCUUGAUGAGAGUCAUCGUCACAAGUGUUUUUGCUGAAACCAGUAAAAAAGAAAAGUACAAAGUUGCCAUCAGGCGCUGGAAAUCUAUAGAGCUGUCCAAGGACGAGGCCUUUAAGCCAUGAACAUGGACGGGAAGAGACUGUAAUGCCAGCAAGGCAACAACACAGACAUGGUAUGACUGGCAGUUUGAAUGGUCUCCAAGAAGUUGGAUCGAGAAUCGAUAACAGUGGUAUAAUGUAGAGAUGAACAUUUCUCAAUGGCUGUAGACAUUCAGCAGUUGGCUGGGAGAAAGAUUUGGAUUGUUUACCUUUCCCCACCAUAUACUCUGCGAGUCCAAUAAAUGUGCACUUUGAAGUUUGGAAAAUGUUUGAAAAUGGAAAAAUUGCUGAUGAAGAGCGCCAUGAAUUGAAGUUGACGAGCUCCGUCUGACUCGGUUGCCUGGGUUUGUUUAGCUUUUCCCUGUAAAUCUUAAUUUAAUCGUUUUCUAAAUGGUACAACAUUGUAUGAAGGACCAACAUUCAUGUUAUUUAGUUUUCUCAUGUAUUGGCACAUCAAAAUUGGGAAAUUGGUCAGGAUUCAGGACAGGCACAACUCCCGCUCCCUGCUGAAGAAAUGUAUGCACGACUACGUACCUCAACAGUUCAGUGUUAUUAUGUAAAACAGUCUGAUAAUGUCAUAUUUAUAACUAGGAUUUUAUUAGAAAGGUUAUCAUGAUCCAUUGUCAUGUUAAAUUGUCUUUAUAGUAUAAACUUCUAUAAGAAGGCUUAACAUAAGCACGUUGUUAUUAAAACAGUGGUGGCACAAUGCUACAUCAGUAACUGUAACGGAAAUACAGACAGGUGACAAAUUACAGGAAAAAACGAUACAAGGUGAGUUAAGAGUUGGGCCAACAUGUGUCAACAGCUUCAGUGGAGCUUUGCAUUCAAUCCACAAGUGUCUGAACUCGACUAGAGGGAUGAGACCCUGUUCUUCUAAGGUAUACUGGUAUUUUGAUGAUGAUGACGAAGGAGAGAGGAGAGAUGUCACAUCUGUCAGAAAUGUCCUGUAGGUUUUCAUCUAUUGGAGAUAUACUGAGAUCUAACAACGGUAAAGGCCAUAAUAGAGGUUUUCAGACUUGAACUCCAGUGUAUGUCCGCAGGACUGGGUCUGGUGUUUGAGAUUCACAACAACAAAGAAAUCUCCAGUGCUCAGGUGAGGUGUGGCGCAGCCUGCAGAGGCAGGACGCAAUUUUGUUUACAGCACAUGGACACCUGCAUCAUUCUCAGCAAAAGCUCAGGGGCCUCAUUUGUAAAACAGCGAGUAGGAUUCAUACUGAAAGUGUACGUGUGCACAAAAGCCGAUUUUUUUUUCAGAUUUAUAAAACUGCGUACACACCUGAACGCAAUGUUCACUUCAGAAAUCACAGUUCGCCCUCUACACGCCCACUUUCAACCAUAAAUGUUCAAUGCAAAGCAACUAAUGAAUAUUAAAUGAUCCUGCUGACCAAUGGGUUUUCACAGUGAAUCAUGACAGAGUCAUGGCAUCAAGGGAUGAGAAGGGGAAGCUAAACUUUCUGACCCUGACAUUGAGGUGUUUGGUGGUGAGGUGGAGAGCGAUUAAUAAUGAAAAUACACUGUUGCUGCUGCUGAUAAAACAGUGAGUUAGAGCAAAGACGAUAGAACGGAGCCUGGAAUUAAAAAAAGAUCCAAUUGGAGCGUUCCAAGCUGUCAGAAUGUGAGGAUGCUUGUAUCACCUGUCCGAGUUUUAAUCUUUGUUAU
Messenger RNA from Limanda limanda (common dab), 2393 nucleotides. It is a transcript of the gene mtres1, whose product is annotated as mitochondrial transcription rescue factor 1. The record is from RefSeq and is a predicted model, not a curated record. The transcript has 4 exons. The coding region runs from base 72 to 758 and encodes 228 amino acids. NCBI's taxonomy places the organism in Eukaryota, Metazoa, Chordata, Actinopteri, Pleuronectiformes, Pleuronectidae.